AUGGCUACGAACGACUCUGCUGUGUUGGAGAGGAUGCACAGAGAAGAGGAGAGGACGGCAUUACUCAGCGGAGCGAGCAUCUCCAGUCGGGUGUCCCUAUCCGGAGUGCGUCGAUCGGGCGUCGUGGACAAGUGCUACACCUUUACCACCCUCCUCUGCGCCUUCGCUUUCCCGUUGCUCGGGAUCUGCAUCGUGAUUCUGGGAGCAAUCAUAGCCGACUUUAGCUCGGGUGCCAACGUGGCGGGAGGGGCCUACGUGGGAGGGGGAACGGCAGAAUUAGUCCUGGGGGCUUGCCUCAUACUCAGACUGCUAUUCAACCUGUGCAAGCUGUCCAGAAGAAGUUGUGGGGAGACGACAAACUGUGUCCUGUUCUUGGCCCUCACAUUUGCCUUCCUAGUGUGGUGUGGUGUGGCCUUCUCGCUGUGUCUAGCGGUGAUUCUGAAUGGGUUGAACUACCAUGAAGACAGGAGGGAGACGACAGCCAUGGUCCUCUCGUGUAUCUCCCUAGUCCUUGUGCUAGUGUUUGGUGCCAGUGCAUGCUGCUGGGCUGGGUGUCCUGCAGAUUGA
This is a messenger RNA of Geodia barretti, 567 nucleotides long. The record is from the annotation of a GenBank genome assembly. NCBI's taxonomy places the organism in Eukaryota, Metazoa, Porifera, Demospongiae, Tetractinellida, Geodiidae.